AUGUCCGAAAGCCUGAAAGAGACCCUAGAUGCCAUCAGAAGCAACAAAGUCGCAGACCGGCAGAAAGGCUACAAUGCCCUCCGCGUGGCUUUUGACAGAGACUCGGCUGUUCUUCACUUCGAUCGAGCAGGCAAUGGGAAGCCUUGGCUUGCAGUGUUUCAGGCCCUCUUCGAGGCCUUCACCAACGAGUGCAAGGCGUGCGAACGGAACAAAGCGUUCGCGGACAGCACCGGUCGAGGUUCCACAUACAUUCGACGACUAGGUGAUGUAGCAUCCCUUGUUCGUUGGUUGACGGAGCGCAGCCUCACGAGGCUCAACUCCUUCGUUCUCAAGCCACUCCUUCUCCAUCUCACUGGUGCAAUCGUGGACCGUUCUGCUGGACAACUGCUCGCGCCGGUUGCCCUACCGUAUGCGAAGGCGAUCAAAUCUAUCAUCACGUACAAACCUCACCUCUACAGUCUUAAGGACAAGACAUGGCACGAAUUGCUUGCUCUCGCGUUCAAUGUCGUUGUUGGCGCUGCACCCAAGCGUAGAUUGUUGGAGCACCUCGUUUCUAACGAUAGCGAUGGAAUGGAUGUUGAUUCGGGCGAGGAAGUUAUCGUGGAGGGUGAGGGAGCCCAAUCUUCUGCGGGGAGCGUCGCAGGUCCGUCGACACCCCGGACGAAGCGUUCCCGCGAGGACAGUCUACCGUCCCGCUCCGCUCCACGCGCUACAGCUCCCAGAAGCUCCCAACCUGUGUCCCUCGAGCAAAUCGAAUUCAUGUCUGUCAUUGCCAUCCUACUCCGCUCUUCGACCGUUUCCAUCCUCGACGAAGUGGCAGAAAGCGAUAGCGACCGCGAAACGUUGUUGCAGAGGAAGGAGCAGGACCCCCACGUGUUUCCGCGUCGCCUUCUGAACUACUUUUCACGUUUCCUACGCAUUCACACUGGUGACACCUCGCUUCAUCCCGACUAUCUCAUCGCUCUUUCGGCUGCUCUGUCUCAUCUGACGCUGAACUGCCGACAAGCCGUCAGCCGCUUCGCCAACGAGAGUUGGGAUGCACUAGUGAACAUGUGGGGGACGAAGAAUCAACGCAUGAAGGAGGACCUCGUCGUCGUAUUCCGCUUGCUAUUCCCUCUGUUAACGGCGGAACCUCUGGAGGAUGAGGCAAGCACGGACCCUACUGGGGCUUUGGCAUCUCUCUGGACAGCGCUUGAUAGUCAAGUGCACAGCCGCUGGGGUGUCCACAACCUCUCCAUCGAAUCUUUGCAGCUUCAUCUGAUGGAUGAGCACGGCUGGGAGAGUAGCAAGCGGGCAUUUGUCGCGGAGACCUUCCGCUAUGGUUGGCACUUUGAUCCCGAGCAGGCACUGUCUUGGGCCACGCUUGAGCUUCAGGCGGACUGUGCAGAGCAGCUCUACCUACGAUCAGAAUCAACUUACGUGAAAGUCGUCUCAUCUAGGAAGCGUGUCAAGGUCGAGAACCCUGUGUUAUCCUUGCUACAGUCCAUCAGGUUGCAGGCUACCCAACAAGUCCGAACGCAUCACCUCCAGGUCAUCCUUUUCUUUGUAGACCGACACUGGCAUGUUCUGCAUGGUCAAUUACAGCACGAUAUCGUCAGCACCUUAGUCGCGUUCGUCUCGUUCGAGGACGCGGUCAUACAAUCUUGGACUUUUCUCUGCCUCGCCGCUAUCGCGCAUGCAGAAUGCGCCUCAGCGCCGCAGUAUGCUGUUGGCUCCCUCUCGUCCAAGGCACCUGCGAUCUGGGAUUCCGUCUGGACGCAUGCCAUGCGCCGCGCAAAUGUGCCCGCUGUCUCGCGAAGCGCGUGCCACACCGCCCACGUUCUCCUGACGUACUCCAAGCGCCUGCUUUCGUCCCACCGAGUCUUGAUCGAGAUCGAGUCUUUCGCCAAGGAUCUGGAUGUGCAAGGCCCAGCCUACCCUUUCGACUCCGUAUGCGACUUCAUGGUUCUAUGCCUUCGCAUUGCCAACCAGGACGUCCGGCUGUACCGCAUGCAGAUGGAAGAGAAGGUCCUUUCGUGGCUCACUGAGUCGUGGAGAAUUGGUAGUGAACGGCGUACGUCCAUGCCUCUGCACACCACCGCCCAUAUCCACGCUCUGCUCGAGGGCAUCACCGGCUCGUCGAAGCGGGUACGGCUGCAGUGCGAGAUGAUGCUCCCCCACUGCGCCAUCGUCGACGCCGUAGCUGAGGAGGCGCAGACGAAGGUCAUCCGCGACUUCCAGCUGCAAGCGCGUCUUCCUCCAUAUCGCAGGCGCCAUUCCCGUAAUACGGAGUCCCUGUCGUUGAUUUCUAGCACAGAGGACGAUGCUGCGGACAAGACGACUUCGCCCUUCGGUGAUAGCACCGAUCUGACCCCUCCACGAGGUCGAGAACGGAGGAUCUCCGCAUUUCUGCUGAAGUCUCUAGAGGAACUUGCCACUACGGUGGGGCCGAACGGCACGAGCAAUGGUUUCCCUACCGCAGAGAGGGUCCGCUCGUCUCUGGACCUGGCCGUGACGGCUCUAUGUUUCGAAGCAUCACUCCUAAUGAAUGGAACACAGUCCAACAGGCGGAUUCUGCAGGCUGCUUGCAAGCUGCUUGGCUCUGUCGUCCCGCUGUUGACCGACUCGAAAUGGAAGGCAGAGGAGAGAAGGCUUAUCCUGCACGCGCUCGACCCACUGACGCGGGCGGACAACGACGCCGAAGACGCGGAAUGGGUAACACUUGUGCCGCCCGGGGAGCGAACUGGGAUCAGAACGCAGGUUCUCAGAAAGCUCCUGUCAACCGCGACCACGAGCGAAUCCAUUACUGCUCAUCAGCGCGAUCUGCAGCGAUUUGUCUUCCGGAGCGCUGAUGUUCAAGAUGCCUUUGUAGGGGUGUUGACUAUACUUCGGAAUCUGGUGCGCAUAUCGCUAGGCCAAGACCUGGCCGCCAAUUCGCAGAGCAUGGCUAUCGUAGACGAUUCUGAUGGGUUUGGACCUGUCCGCGAUGCACAUGCCGUCACAUCUCUAUCAACUACACGUUAUGCCCAGCAAGACCAAGUUCACAAUCGCCACAUAGUCGACGCUUGCGUGACAGCUCUAGCUGUGGUACCUAUCUUGCAGUCAUCCUCUGGAGAACCCACCCGCGAUCGAGCUCUGACAGACCUCGUCCUGCAGGCUCCUGUUGACCAGUUCUUGGUCCUAGGGCCAGCGUACUGCGAGCAAGUCGGCCGGAGGACGCUCAACCUCAGCACUUCAAUCUUGGAAGGUCUUUUCACGCAACUGGAGCUUGCUUGCGGGCCGUACGCCUACAGUCACAGCGAAGAAACCCACCUAUUAAUCGUGAAGGUUCUAGAUAAGACAUCUCACGUUUGGAUGGAGCCUACGAUCGCGGCCAGCGCGGUUGGACAGCGUGCGCGGCUCUGUUGCUGGAAUUUGGUCGACACACUGCAGUUGAAGAGAGUCAGAGGAACAUUACGAAGAUGUUCAAAUCGACGUUCCUGGCGGGUUAUCGACGCCAUCAUUCGGUUCCUCGAUGGAUACCUCGCUAAGGAUCCAAGCCAGGAGAUUUGGGUGAUGCCUACUGACGAGAGCGGAACCCCCGACGAAUCCGAGCUGCCAGCUGCGGUGCUGCCUGCCUUGGGAAACGACGACGACAUCAGGAUUCGCUUUCGUAUCGCUGCAACAAGUCCUCGCUUGUUGACUGUUGGACGGCUUGCUAAGCGCGAUUUGAUGUACGAAGUCUAUCAUGAGAUCCAUAAGAAUCUAUCCACGCAGCAGGAGAACUACGAAAGCAUACUUACUCGCCUUCUGUGCUUGAGCAAUGUGGUCAUAUCCGACGCUUCAGUUCGGCGGGGCGCAUACUGGCACUUGCUGGAGGUCGCCUUCUACUCUACGGUCUAUCUUCGCCACCUGAAAGCAGUGCUCAACGGGAUCGUAGAGCGGAUGGGUAUCGAGACGCUUUCCGACUUGUUCAACUGCUAUGCCUCGCAGUUCGCAUAUUCCAUCCGCCGCGCUCGCAUCGAUCUCUUCAAGUUCCCUUCCGACCUUCUUGGAUACCGCGAUCGUAGGGAGUGUGCUGAGGCCACUUUCCACUCAUUCACACCGACGAACCUAUUGGAUGAGGGAGACGCGGAGGAGGUUGAAUAUGGCAAGGAGCUCUUCGUGCGACAUUGUCAAGCUGUGCAGAAAAGCGAGAAGGCGGGCUUAGAUGAAUGCUUUCCCGAGCUGGUUGCUUACGAGAUUGUCUACUGGCUGAACCAUACACCGGAUCUGCAGGUGGAAGCACAACUCGAGGACAGGCUGCGCACCAAGACGGGUUACAAUAAGACCAAUUCCUCGUUCAAAGAUCGACUUCAGCUAGAGGCGGAUGGGAUCGUGGUAGCGAUCUUGAGGAGCUUCGGCGACCAGGACAUCUCUCUCAAUGGCCCUAUCCUAGACGCGUUACAGACUGCCGUAGACCAGCACGCACUUGGGGCAUUCAAAUCAAUCACUCAAUAUCGCGGCCUCGAUAUCGUAGAAGCUCACAAACCUAACCUGCCAUUCUACCCUACCCCUGUCAUUCUCCACGCCUUGGAAUGGCUCCGUACCCGCGUGAAGGAGGUGGACUCUCCUGCCUUAACCUAUCACGUCCUCCACGAGCUCUUUGCCGACAUUGAGGCUUCUCCCUUGGUCAACGAGCAGCUGCGUUUGCUCAACGCUGUUUCCCUCUGGGUCGCUUGUCAUCACGCUCACUUCCAGGAAGAGAGUCUCCUCCGUAAUCUCACCUUGAGAGCUGUAACGAUGCUCGCGCAGGUCGAUCUCGCGCGUGGUGCACAAUCGCUGCUAGAAUGGUGCUUCGCUAAUUACAGGACGUCCUCUGUCAAAGCAGACUAUCGUCUAGCGGACGUCCUUAUCCGCACCAGUACCAUCGCCCAGGACUUCUCGCAGACGUCAGGCGAUGCAGCCGUGGCCAACCUGGGUGCAGACCUCCUCGCUUGGGUUGAAAAGCAGGCGGAUACCUUGAGGAGCCGAAAGUCGCUGAAGAAGCAAGUCGUUCGGGCACUUGCUGCAUGGCCGCGCGACCUACCCGAAGCAUUGCGGGCAGCAUGUGAAGAAGUACAGUUCUCUGACCUAACGUCUGUCCUCGUUGACUAUGGCGUCUCGUCAAGCAAGUUCCGGCUCGUUCGACGGAUUCACGACCUAGCAGCACAGCACGAGCUGGAUGAACACUUCAGUAGAUCUGACUUUUGGAGGCUCAAGGGGUGCAUUCCACCGGAGAGAUACCUGGUAGAAAGCGACAUCGGCGCCUUCACUUCUCUCCUCAUGCUUCAUCAUGGACAAGUGGACAGCAUCGGCAGCGAGCAGUUCGAGCCGGAGUCUGUUAGAGUCCUGCAUGCUCGGGCUGCGGCGACCACAGUUCCAGCCCGCAAGGACUUUCCUCCUCGCGUAGACGUACAUCUGGCACGUUCCAGCAUCGUCGUAUCCUUACGUGCCAUGCUAGACGUUUCUACCGCAGCUCAGGUCCAUGUCGCCUAUCAGACUCUGCGCGCGCUCAUGUCUGUCCCGUCCUCGGAGUCCUACACGGGCCCUUCGUGCUCAGGAGAUGUUCGGCGCGAAUUGGAGUACCUACAAACUUUUGCAAAACCAUUCCGGAAAGUGGAUGCUCCCGAUUUGCACCAUGUCUUGAGAAGCGAGGAGAUGCUGCAGCUAGUGGUGGACUUCGAUUCCUGGAUCGCACGUCUCACAACCAUUCUUUGCGAUGUGCUUGGCGCUCGCGAUCCGUUCUUCUCGACCUUGGCCCCAGUUCUGCAAUCCAAUCGCGGCUUCGCUGAAGAGGUGCUCCCAGUGGUGGUCCAUUGUCUUCUCCAACUCGAGCACCAAUCACAUUCAUCCGAGUUGCUAGGGUCUGUGCGGAAUGUGCUCUCCGAGUAUUUUUCUGCUGUUCUGUCGUGUGGAGAUGCCGCUACCCCUUGUCAUCGCGCUAUCAUCAGCGUGGUCCUUCACCUCCGCCGGUUCCAUCCCUCUGCAGAGGUCAAGGAUGCUCUUGCCUACAAUAAGUGGUUGGUCGUUGACUACACCGUUCUCAGUCGUUCGGCGAUCAAGUGUAGCGCAUUCACCACCGCUCUCCUUUUCCUCGAAAUGGCCGCUGAGUCCAAUUCUUCGGAGAGCAUAGCUGAGAGUUCUGUGGUGGAGCAAAUCCUCUUUGAGAUUUAUAGUCAUAUAGACGAGCCAGACGGAUUCUACGGCAUACGUACGGGCGAUCUGCGCAACUUCUUCGUCAAACGCCUCCACCACGAGAACCAAUGGGAGAAGGCCUUUCGUUAUCACGGCGCAAUGGCCGAGUCUGGGUCCGCAGGUCCCUCAAAUACCGAUGGCAUCGUGCAGUCCAUGUAUGCUUUCGGUUUCAAUCAGCUCGCCUUGAGCACGAUGCAAAACUUCUACGCGGACACGAACAAUACUACGGAAUCGAGUACCCUCGCAUACAACCUCGGGUGGCGAGCCGAUAGCUGGGAUCUUCCGGAGAAUCUCGGAGAUGGGAACUCGGGGGCGACACUGUACUUGGCUUUGAGGGCAGUAUACCGCGAAAGAAGUCCACAGGCCGUCGAUGUCAUCCUGCGACGGGCGUUCACCCAGGAAAUGAACCGACUUCGUGAUCUCGGCAACGAGAACUUCACUGAGAUUCGCCAAGUUGUCCAGAACCUCAUGUGUCUGAGCCAGGUUAAACAAUGGAGAGGGGAAGGGAUCCAGAAGGCCCUGAAGUCUAGGUGCAUCGAUGCUGCCGAUUGGAAGCCGUUUACGCAUAUUGAUCCCGCAUUCGAUUUCGCCAACAUGGAGGCUAUUAUGGCGACGCGCAUGUCCCUCAUCCGCUCCGCACGACAAAAAGAGCAGCGCUUGCAGAUCGGCGAUCUCAAAUCGCCUUUUUGUGAUGCACUCCUUGAACUAGAGAAGUCCUGCCUCUUGUGCCUUUCCGAAAGAGCCCGUGACGUGCAUCAGUCCCAAAUCGCCCUGAACUCCGUCACACGUGCCCAGAAUCUAGACCGAGCAGGAUCUCCGGAUGUCGACCAGGAGUUUGCGAACGUGUUAUGGUUGAUCAAGGAACCCAAACUCGCAGUGCAGUCACUGGCUAAUCUAGUCUCGUCGCGCAUCGCAGAUCAAGCCGCAAAGGAAGCACAAGCCGAAAUCCAGCGCGCCACGUUACUUGCUCGCUUGGGUACCUGGUCAUCGGAAGCAUCCAUGAAGAAACCCUCACAGAUCGUCAGCGAAUGCUUUGGGCCUGCAGCUGAGCUCGUUAUGUCGACGAGCACUGAGGUACUUCCUCCCUCAAGUGAUGAGCGAGCCACAGUAUUCCAGCAGUAUGCAAUAUUCGCAGAGCGACAAUACCAUGCCAUCUCGAAGUCACCCGACGCUUUGCGUUGGAAGCUUUAUGUCGACCGCAAAAGGGAAGAGAUCAAGCAACGCGGUCGGCAAAUGGCUCAUCUAUCUCAAACCUCCGCCGAGUAUCAGAACUUGAACAGAGAGCAAGGCCGUGCACAAACGCUGUUAAGGGGGGAUCUGGAGCGUUCGAGGGAGCACCUGAGCCAGCGGACGUCGUUCCUCACUUCCGCUGUCGAGAUGUACUCUCGCUGUCUCGCUGCCUCCGACAAGUUUGACGAGGACUCCCCAAUCCGUCUUUGCUCUCUCUGGCUCGCCAACUUCGACAGUGAUGACCCGGCGCUCCGAUUCGGCGCAGCUCUGGACCUUGUCCCGUCGCGUAAAUUCGUCUUCCUUGCACAUCAGUUGACGGCGCGUCUGUCGAAGUCGGACAGCGAUCAGACCAAUCAUAAUCAAGAGAUUCUGCAAGGCCUCAUCCAGCGCAUGGGUUCCGAGCACCCCUUCCACAGUCUUUUCCCCCUCUACUGCCUCAAGGGGGACCACACACCUUCACGGACUUCCGGCAUCACGAGGAGACAAUCUGGUCGUUUCGGGACCCCCGCUCCUCCAUCGCAGGUCGACCGAGCCGCCGCUGUUUCUGAUCUGUUUGACAGACUUCGCUGCGAUCCCAGAGCGGGAAAGCGUGUGAGGGCUGUAGAGCGUGUAUGUGAUGCCUCACUUGAGUGGGCGAAGCAUCCGAUCAAGCACCUUUUCGGGAAAGGGACACGGAUGCCGUCCUCCCUCCCGGUCCCCGAACAAGUGCUCAUUCGGAAGCUUAAGGACAUUCAGGUCCCUGUCGUCACCGCAGCAACUCCAAUUGAUCCUACGACCGAGUACCGAGACUGUGUCUGGAUAUCUCAUUUCGACGGGCAGUACUCGACCGCUGGAGGAGUGAACUUGCCGAAGAUCCUCAAAUGUUAUGGAAGCAACGGAAAGGCCUACAAACAGUUGUACAAGGGCGAAGGUGAGGAUGACCUUCGACAGGACGCGGUCAUGGAGCAAGUGUUCGACCUGGUCAACGUUGUGCUCCGCCACGAUCGUGAAACUCGGCGACGGAAGCUUGGCGUCCGUGGGUACAAGGUCAUUCCCCUAGCGGCCCAAGCGGGUGUCUUGGAAUUCGUGGACAACACUACUCCCCUGGCGAAUUGGCUUAGACCGGCGCAUCAGAGGUAUCGGCCCACAGAUUUGACACUCGAUGAAUUCAGCAAGGAGUUCAUGGGGAGCAAUGGCAAGUAUUCCAAACAGUGGCGCGUAAAUCCUCAAGAGGUCAUCGAUCGGUUCGCUCGCGUACGACAGCGCUUUCAACCCGUCAUGCGGCACUACUUCACCGAGAAGCACAAAACGCCGAUGUCGUGGUUUGCGAUGCGUUUGCACUAUGCCCGGAGCGUCGCUACCAAUUCGAUAGUGGGACACAUCCUAGGCCUCGGCGACCGUCACACUUCCAACAUCCUCAUCGACAACAAGACGGGGGAGGUCGUCCAUAUCGAUCUCGGUAUCGCUUUCGAACAGGGCAAACUACUCCCGCAGCCGGAGCGCGUCCCCUUCCGCUUAACGGCGGACAUGGUCGAUGGGCUGGGUAUCUCCGGGACGCAGGGCGUGUUCCAGAGAUGCGCCGAGGAGACGCUGCGUGUCUUGCGCGAUGGUUCAGAGACCAUCCUGACUGUUCUCGAGGUAUUCAGAUACGACCCUCUGCAUUCCUGGACCGCGAGCGAAUUCAAGAUCAAGCGGGCACAAGCCGCACAGCCCGACGAGACAGCCCAGCUUACUGGCGAAGCCUUUAGGUUCGCUGUCGGCCUCGACAUGGCGAGCGGCGCUACAGAUGAAGCUGCCGAUCGCGCGCUGUCGACCGUUGCUCGAAAGCUGGACAAGACACUGAGCGUAGAGUAUACUGUCAACGAGCUGAUCACCGAGGCAAGCGACCCAGCGAAUCUUGCACUAAUGUAUAUCGGAUGGGCUCCGCACAUGUGAGGAGAACCAUGCUACGACCUAAUUACGACUAUCAUCACCAUAAAUUAUGCAUGCUCAUCACGCAUCACGGUCCGACAUGCACACACC
This is a messenger RNA of Dichomitus squalens LYAD-421 SS1, 9405 nucleotides long. RefSeq lists its product as uncharacterized. Gene Ontology annotation, biological process: DNA repair. NCBI's taxonomy places the organism in Eukaryota, Fungi, Basidiomycota, Agaricomycetes, Polyporales, Polyporaceae. The coding region runs from base 1 to 9318 and encodes 3105 amino acids. The transcript is spliced from 11 exons. The record is from RefSeq and is a predicted model, not a curated record. Gene Ontology annotation, molecular function: protein binding; protein serine/threonine kinase activity.